Molecule: messenger RNA, 1988 nt
Organism: Mercurialis annua (annual mercury)
Lineage: Eukaryota; Viridiplantae; Streptophyta; Magnoliopsida; Malpighiales; Euphorbiaceae
Product: LIMR family protein At5g01460
Exons: 14
Coding region: 142-1671 (509 amino acids)
Source: RefSeq, a predicted model, not a curated record
AUACUAUUGGCUUUGGUUGUAGCAAAGCAAUUUUCUAGCCAGCCUGGCCUGGUCUUCUUUGAAGAAAAAAUUCGAUUUCGAAAACUAGAAUAAAGAAACCCUAAUUUCAGAAAUCAAACAUUUCUCCGUCGAGUGUUAACAAUGGGAGAUUUCAAUCUGGCUCUAGUAAUUGUUGCUAUAGUAGUAUGCAUUAUAGUUUUCUUAUUUAAUGUUUACCUUCUCGUCAAUUAUCAACAUCCCGACGACAAAAACCAAGCCUAUUUCCCCAAAUUCGUCGUCGUUUUAGGCCUCUCCGUCGCUCUCAUUUCCAUUCUCAUGUUACCGGCCGACGUCGCCAACCGGCAAGCCUGUCGCCACGCUGUAUACAAUGGCGCCUGUGAUCUCACUCUCCCUAUGAAGGAUCUAUGGAUCGCUGUAUACAUUAUCGACGCGGUGCUCGUGUUCUUCGUCAUUCCCUUCGCUAUGUUUUUCUACGAAGGAGACCAGGACAAGAGUGUUGGAAAAAGGAUAAAAAGCGCGUUAAUGUGGGUGGUAACAACGGCUAUUGUAUGUGGUCUUGUGCUUGGCAUAUUAUAUGGUCUUGUUGGAAAAGUAGAUUUUACCGUCAGGCAUCUCUCUUCAACAACAAGUAACUUCCCAAAUAAUUGGGAACUCUCUAGUAGCCAACCGUGUAUCGGAAACGGUGCACACCAGUGCUCUGCUUACCUUGCAAAUGCUUCCUCAGAGAAAACAUGGACCAUGCGUACCACAUUUCCAGAAUAUGUCGUCGCUCUGGCUACAAUUGUUGGAUCUGUACUAUUUUCGAUAUUUGGAGGUGUUGGUAUUGCUUGCUUACCAUUGGGACUUAUAUUUGCGUUCAUCCGUCGUCCGAAAGCUGUUAUUACUCGCUCACAGUAUAUUAAGGAAGCAACUGAGCUUGGUAAAAAAGCAAGAGAGUUAAAGAAAGCAGCUGAUGCACUCCAUCAGGAAGAAAGAAGUGGUUCUAAGGGAAGAAAAUGGCGUAAAAACGUGAAGUCAGUAGAGAAGGAGUUACUUCAGCUGGAAGAAGACGUAAACCUCUUAGAAGAGAUGUAUCCUCAAGGAGAAAAGGCUGAGACAAGUUGGGCUUUGACUGUUCUUGGGUACUUGGCUAAGCUAGUAUUAGGGAUUUUAGGGUUAAUUGUUUCAGUGGCUUGGGUUGCUCAUAUCAUCAUAUAUUUAUUGAUCAGUCCGCCUCUUUCUCCUUUUCUGAAUGAGGUUUUCAUCAAGUUGGAUGAUGUUUGGGGUCUGCUGGGUACAGUGGCAUUUGCAUUUUUCUGCUUUUAUCUUCUUCUCGCUGUGAUAGCUGGGGCAAUGAUGUUGGGCCUGAGAUUAGUUUUCAUCACAAUCCAUCCCAUGAAGUGGGGAGGCACUCUGAUGAACUCCUUUCUUUUCAAUGUUGGACUUAUUCUUCUAUGCUCCAUUAGUGUGAUUCAGUUUUGCUCAACGGCAUUUGGCUACUAUGCGCAAGCAACUGCUGCACAGGAAAUAUUUGGACACACAUUGCAGUCUCUCCGAGGAAUUAAAUACCUGUACAAGUAUAAUGUUUUUCAAUAUGCAUUCGUUAUUCUGGCAGUUGUGACGUUGCUGUUAUAUGCAUCCUUUGGAUGGAGAAGAAAAAAGGCGAGUGGCAGAUUCCAGCUUUCCUCCUAAGAUGUUUCGAGUAAAAGUUGGAAAUUUCAGCUGCAUCAUCAUCUCUUUGGGGAUUGGAUGUGUAUGGUCUAGUUUUGCUCAUAUUAUUGUUUUAGAGAUGGUGUUCAUAAAUUGGGUGGCCACGGCGCAUGUGACAUGGUGUUCUGUAUGUAUUACUGUUUGUUGAGUUAAUGUUAAUCAGUGGCUUCGGCUUGUACAACUCCUGUCCGGCAUGUAUAACUUCUGUUGAUGUAAUAUAAGCAUUGAAAACAAAGAGAUGUUAGAGUUUAUUGCUCUUUAUUUCAUUGAUUUAAUGUAAGAGUAUAUUGAAAUUUGUA